Stereum hirsutum FP-91666 SS1 is the source of this 1023-nucleotide messenger RNA. RefSeq lists its product as uncharacterized. The transcript is spliced from 2 exons. The record is from RefSeq and is a predicted model, not a curated record. The coding region runs from base 1 to 741 and encodes 246 amino acids. Lineage: Eukaryota; Fungi; Basidiomycota; Agaricomycetes; Russulales; Stereaceae.
AUGUCCUCCUACCACUCCGCCAAGAACAGCAACUCUCCUGCCUCCUAUGUCUCCAGCCCGGCCUGGAGCCUCAAUAGCCUCACCGGCACGACGGGCUCCCAGGCGCCGACCACGCCGGUGAUGAGCUCGAUUGGGCUCCCGCCUACCCCGCCCAGCGCGUACGCCGACUCGCUCCACGGCUCUUACAAUUACUCUUCGGCACCAUGCACGCCUCCCUCCGCCCCGCGCAUGCGCUCGGUGCCCUUGCCCCCGGUGGCGUCUGGCAAUUAUGGCCUGCCUACCCCUCCUACGAGUCCUCAGAGGCCCGGCGUACCAUUGGCCCAUCCUUUACUUGUUGCUAGCUCCCAGCCUCCCAUCUACUUCGAUCUCAAGCGCCCUCCUACCGAGCUGCGUCUCGCUCCACAGACACUCAACGAACCUGCUUCCCAUCCCCCUUCUUCCUACAUCACACUUGUCAUUCCUGGCUUGAUCUGGACCAUCGAAAUACCCAGCGCUCGUACUGUGACUGUCAACGACAUCCUUCGCGCUCUAUACGAGAAGCUCCAACGACCAGCCGACAGGAGAGAAUACGACGCGCACUCCCAGCCCGUGCAGCAGAUCGCGUCGAGCACGUUCGCUGCGCGGAGGAGGACGUCCGGCGAUGGGCUCAAGAGGAUUGAUUUCCUUGGCCCGAAGACGAGAUUUGCGGGAAUGUCGAGGAUUCAAGAUGGAUCCGAUCGAUGGGUCGUGCAUUUCGUUUGAUGUGCUUCAAGCAGACGACGCAUCAAGCUUCAAGUCUCAAGAUUCAAUAUCACUUUCAAGCUCGACAAUCAACCUUCAACCUUCAGAGCUCCAACGUCUGCUCAAGAUUUCAAGCCUCAACGUUCAAAGUCGGGUGCCUGGUUCGAAUCGAAGACUUCGUGAAUCCCCUUUACAAGUGUAUUUAUAUGGACCUCAAGAUACUCAAGGCUCAAGUACCCAAGACUCUCAACGCUCUCAACCCUCAAGUAUCAUGGACUCACUCUCCGAUAAUCGACCCGUUCG